Brassica rapa (field mustard) is the source of this 1377-nucleotide messenger RNA. RefSeq lists its product as uncharacterized. NCBI's taxonomy places the organism in Eukaryota, Viridiplantae, Streptophyta, Magnoliopsida, Brassicales, Brassicaceae. The record is from RefSeq and is a predicted model, not a curated record.
AUGGCUGAGAAACUCUACAAAGCAAUUAAGGCUAUGUCGAUUGAAGAUGAUGAAGUUCCUCUCACACUUCCCGACGAGCCUAGGUUUCGUGUUUUUGAUGAAAACGAGAUUAGUAUUUUGGGUCGGUUGUUAAACCCGGAAUGUCAAUCUAUGUCUCGAAUGAUUGAGUAUAUGCCAACGGCAUGGAGGGUUUAUGGUCGUGUUCGAGGGAUCGCUCUCUCAAGAGAUAGGUUCCAGUUUGUAUUUGAGAGAGAAGAAGAUCUGCAAACGGUUCUUAAUGAUCGUCCUUGGUCCUACAAUCACUGGGUGAUGGCUUUAGAGAAAUGGACAGCUAACCCUCCCGAAGAUUUCCUCAAGACAAUGGAUAUAUGGAUACGAAUCAGGCAUAUUCCGGUGAACUUCUUCACAACGGAUACUAUGUUUCGUCUCGCUUCUGAGGUGGGUACAGUGGAUACAAUUGCCUAUGAUCCGAAGGUAUCGCAUACUAAGGAUUAUAUUAGAGCUAGAGUCUGUUUCAACUUGGACAAUCCGGCUAAAGCUACUAGGAAGCUGGAUCUUAAGUCUGGUGGAACAGUGACCAUUGAAUUCGAGUACGAAAAGAUCCACAAACGAUGCUUUCAUUGUCUUCGUCUCACGCAUGAGAAGAUAAGGUGUCCUCUACUUCGUGGAAGGAAUUCUAAAGACAAGCAGAUAGCAGAGCCAAGUGAUCACCAGCCGAACCUCGCUGUGCCUCCUCCGAAACCUAUGCUGAUAACAGAAGGUCCUCCUGGGUUCCCUCCUCUGUUUCCUGAGCUCUCGAAGCAAGAUCUAAAAAUGGCUAUGUUGUAUAUCUCUCAUGCUGAUGAGACGGAACGCAGAGCUAGGAUUGAAAGGGUCAGGCAAGGUAUUGCUGAUAGUGCUGCAGAGGCUUCAGUAAGAUUAACAAAGAUCACUAAUGAGUUGGAUAAAGGAAAGGGCCAUGUCUACUCUUACAUGGAGAACACGGUGGCAGUGCAUAACCAGGGUUCAUCUCGGUUCAAUGUUCUUUCUGACAGGCAGUUACCUUCUCAGAGUGAUGAUGAAGCUGAUUCUUCAGCAACAAAUACGUCUUCUGCUUCUGCUUCACAAGUGUUUCCCACGGGUUUUCAGCUUGGCCCUUCUUCGGGAGGGCGAGUCUCCGGGAACAUAAAUGGAAGCAAAACGCAGAGGAAGAGGCCUCCUUCAUGGAAGAGGAAAGCCAGAGCCAACAGCUCCGAAGGAUCUCCGCUGUCUCCUUCUCAACCCUCCAGCCAGGCAAAGAGAAAAUCAUCCCCUCCUCCAACCUCCACAGAGAACAAAACCGCAAGAACUACAGACACUACGGUGGCUUCCGUAUUGAAGCCGCUGCCUCCCCAAUGA